AUGGCUGUUGAAUAUUGCAACGAACAAACUAUCAGAUAUGCGGAGAUGGGGCGAGGAACAUGUGAGUGGCCGUCCUGCCAGUACCUGCUGACCUACCGCACGACCAAAGAUGAGGCCCACUUCGAACUAAGUGCCAGCUGUUCGAGAGAUGGAGUGAGGAUUUAUCGCUACGUCUCUGAGAUUAGUCACGUCACUCCAGCAUUAAAAGAUGACAGACUCUUUAACAAAGAAGGCUCAUGCUCUGGACCUGAUUGGACGUCGUCCUUUUUAAAUUCAACACUGACCUGCCGAUUCAGUCGACCUUUGAAGAUAAUGUUUGACCAGUCCAGUGUGGACCUGAGCACAACCUGGUUUCAAUUAUAUGCCUGGGGACCUCUUACAGCAAGUUAA
This is a messenger RNA of Helobdella robusta, 390 nucleotides long. RefSeq lists its product as hypothetical. The record is from RefSeq and is a predicted model, not a curated record. The coding region runs from base 1 to 390 and encodes 129 amino acids. The transcript has 3 exons. NCBI's taxonomy places the organism in Eukaryota, Metazoa, Annelida, Clitellata, Rhynchobdellida, Glossiphoniidae.